AUGCGCGGGCCGGAUGCCAUGGCUGCACACCUGGAGCUGGUGCGACAGGUGGCGGCAGCGGACGUCAAGUCCAAGGGCCGCGCUGGGAUCCCGCCGGAGCUUUCAGCGCCAGUGCUGGCGGCGAUCGCGCUGCAGGCCCGUCAGCGCGCGGCCGAGGCAGCGUCAGCCGCUUCCGCCCAGGCCCUCAGCGAGCAGGCGGCCCAAGCAGCUGCGACGCCCCUGCCGGUGCCAAGCCGGCGAGAGGUUGCCCUUCGGAGCUGCAAAGAUAUGGCCAUCCAGGCGGGCGAUUCCUUGGACACUGAGACAAGGCCAGAGCCGCCGGUGCUUCCGGCGCUAGCCGUGGAGCCAGAGCGCGAAGUGGAAGUGGACGAGGACGGCUCCCCCAUGCCAGUAGCGGAGCACCGCUUCGUGGCCGUGGAGCCGCCGGCCGCGAUGCUGGAGCUCCGCCAGUUGCUGGAGGAAGCCACAAGUCUGGGCCCGGAGCUCCCAAAGCACCCGCAGCUGGCAGGGGACGUCACGCGGCUACUGGCAGAGCUGGAGUCAGCUGUCCUGGAGCAUGUGGUGGAGGAUGCCGCUGCAGCUGCCGCAGAGCUGGCAAGCCGCAAGGAAGCCGCAGGUGCAGGUGCUGACAGGUUCGACACCGCGCAGGACUUCGUCGACAGCUGCCGGCAAUUCGAAGAUGAGCUUUGCAAGAAGUACGGGGUCGCAAAAAGAUAG
Molecule: messenger RNA, 717 nt
Organism: Effrenium voratum
Lineage: Eukaryota; Dinophyceae; Suessiales; Symbiodiniaceae
Source: the annotation of a GenBank genome assembly